Molecule: messenger RNA, 974 nt
Organism: Nymphalis io (European peacock)
Lineage: Eukaryota; Metazoa; Arthropoda; Insecta; Lepidoptera; Nymphalidae
Product: WD repeat domain-containing protein 83
Exons: 1
Coding region: 50-958 (302 amino acids)
Biological process (GO): mRNA splicing, via spliceosome
Cellular component (GO): catalytic step 2 spliceosome
Molecular function (GO): protein binding
Source: RefSeq, a predicted model, not a curated record
UUGAUUCGGCCUGUUAUUAUGUCAAUGUCAAUAACAUGAAAACAAAACGAUGUCAGAACAGUCGGAAUUAUCGAAAAUUGUAACAAUUACAUGCAAACAGCAAGUUGUUCGCGCGGUUCGUUUUAAUGUAGACGGUUCUUAUUGUUUAACUUGCGGUGCUGAUAAGAAAAUAAAACUCUGGAACCCACACAGUCAACUAUUACUGAAAACUUAUGGUGGGCAUGCGAAUGAAGUCCUUGACGCUGCCGGUUCCUGUGACAGUAGCCACAUUAUAUCAUGUAGUUCUGAUAAAUCUGUUAUAUUAUGGGACGUAACGACAGGACAACCUUUACGACGCUAUAGAGGACACGCAAGCUCAGUAACAUGCGUCAAGUUCAACGAAGAAUCCACAAUGGCUGUAUCUGGUUCCGUAGACAACACUGUAUGUUUUUGGGACGUUAUCAGUCGAAGGCAGGAGCCCGUUCAAAUAUUAAAAGACGCAAAGGACACUAUAACCUCUAUACAAGUUACUGAUCAUGAAGUAUUAACUUCAUCGGUAGAUUGUCAUAUGCGUUUGUAUGAUUUGCGAGUGGGAAAAAUGUUCUCAGAUUAUAUUGGUCAUAUCAUAACAUAUGGCAGUAUGACACAUGAUGGCCAGUGUUAUAUAUUAAGUUGCACAGAUAAUACAAUAAAGUUGUUUGAUAAAGAUUCCGGGGAAAUAUUAAAUACUUUUUCUGGUCAUGAUUCUAAAGACUUUUUGUUAGAAAAUGCAGUGAAUGAAAAAGAUAGCCAUAUUAUCUCUGGUUCGGCAACUGGAGAGAUAUUUUAUUGGGACCUGGUAUCUAGUAGAUGCAUACAAAAAUUAAGACAAGGAUCUAAACCAGUGGUGUCUUUAAGUCACCAUCCUACUGAUAAUUAUUUGUUAUCGUCUAGUGAAGAUGAAGUUGUUUUAUGGGGUGUAGCAAAGGUUGAUAAUUAAAUAUUAAUAGACAAUA